This is a messenger RNA of Quercus lobata, 879 nucleotides long. RefSeq lists its product as uncharacterized. The record is from RefSeq and is a predicted model, not a curated record. NCBI's taxonomy places the organism in Eukaryota, Viridiplantae, Streptophyta, Magnoliopsida, Fagales, Fagaceae. The coding region runs from base 37 to 408 and encodes 123 amino acids. The transcript is spliced from 4 exons.
GCCAAGGUUGGAAAUGUGCAUAAUACAAAUUCUACCAUGGGAUAUGGUAUGCUUGAAAUGCAUGAGAGUUUUAACUUUAAUGAUUUUGAAAUGCAACAGUCACAAUCACAGCAUAUUGGUGAUAAGAGUUGUCAAUUUUUUCCCCAAUCGCUUGUGUGGCCAAACAUAAGUGGAAUUCCUAAUAUCCCUGGGAUACAUCCAUAUUUUGGCCAACAAAAUAUGUUACAAGGAGGAACUUUUCCAUUUCAAACAAGUAUAACAAGUCAAAAGUUUGGUAUGCACCCUUUUCUUUCCCAUUAUAAUAUAUCUCAGGGUCAUCACUAUCAAAAGGUUGGUAUGAAUCAAAAGAAGAAAGUUGAUAACGAAUCUCAGGUUCAAGGAAGCUUUUGGAACAAAGAAAAACCAUGACAGACCUAACAAAGGAAUUCAGUUUAAUCACCAGAAUAUUGGAGGAUGCUGGGAUCUUAUUAUCAAAAUAGCAAGAGCUAGGAAAGCUAGACCAAAGAGGACCUCUUUUGCUUAUGAAGCUUCAAAUAAAGAAGGAUCAUGUUCUCAGGUUGUGCCAGCAGUGGAGCUUCUACAAUUACUGCAGCAACGCAAGAAGCUUUAGUAGUGUUUGCUGUUAAAGCAAAGAGUUUGGGAUUCUGCAGAAUUUUGAUCAUGUGUUGUAGUAAAGGUUUAGUUAGUGUUUGUAAUUUGCAGUGUAGUCCUAACUGGCAGCAAAUAACCUUGCUCUCUAACUUGGCAUUUCUGCAGCAACAGACCCUUUUUGUUCCUCGGGUCAUCUUAGGCUCAGUUUGUAACACAACCAAGUUUGCUCUUAAGUUCCCUGGUCCUUGUUGUUGGGUGCACCCAGCAUUUGUAUAGUUUGUAUUCCUU